ACACACACACACACACACACACACACACACACACACACACACACACGAGCCUCUGAUUUCAUCUGACACACAGAAUCAGCAUGUUGGGUGAAAACACGAUAUCAGAUCCUGAGAUUAUCUCCAUAUCAGUUGUUUAGAAAUAAAUAUAUUUGUAUUCACAAUAAUAAUCCGCCAUCUUUCUUGGUUCCACCAGAGUGUUUACAUGUAGAUUAAUAUUACUCCAGGGGGAGUUGAAUUAUAUAUUGAAGAGGAAAACUGAAUUAUUUCUGUUAUUUUGACGCUGUUGUUCUUUAAAUGCAUCCAGCGCUGUGAGAAACAGGCGGUCCAACAGAUUCUCAUGAAAUACAAACUGUGUUUACUGCACUUGGCAGCAGCUGCAUCUCCCAGAAUAACACAGUUUUUAUAUUAAGUGACAUGUUUGUCAGCAGGUUGGUGUUAAAUUUUGUAUUUAUUUAUUGCAAAAAGCUCAUUUUAUCCCAAUAUUCUGCUUUUUACUUCAACAGUUUGCACUGCCUUUUUAUUUUUAUUUUUAUUUUUUACUUUUUUCCUGUGUAAUUUAUUAGUUUAUUGAUAUUUAUGCCUGAAGACUUGCGUUUCCCUGCAGCACAUCCACCACUACACACACACACACACACACACACACACACUCCUUUUCGUUUAAACAUGAGGUGAAGUCUUCAUGGUGUUAUACAACUUCAUCUCUCUCUGUGUUGGACUUCUCUACCCAUCAUUUCUAUCCAGAAAUUCGAUAAAAUUAUCUUUUUAAAAUGCAGUUUGUUGCAAGAAACAUUGAAUUUCACUGCGAUCUCUCUGUUUAAUGCCCCCCAAAAAUCAAAACCGCUGCACAUUUUUGUCCGUCUCUCGUCUUCCUGGAUGUUAUAAAUUAAAAAAAAAAAAAAAACCUCUCAGGUUUGUUGCGCUGCGCUGCUGUUUUAAAAACUUCUCCCUCCUCCUCUCACCAAAACACGGCGCUGUGCGCUCCGCGGUGGAUACGGGAGCUGCGCGCUGAUUGGCCGCCCGCUCCUCAUUGUCAUGCUGUCAAUCCACAUCACAUGGUCCGGCCACUAGGCCUAUUAACAGAUGAGCUUGGCGAGCAACUUUACAGACUUCUGUUUCAGAGCCGUGGGGGACGGAGCAGCUUUGAGCGGAGAGAAACCAGAAGCACCUGCAGACUCAUUUCCCUCUUUGGGAGCAACUUUUUUUCCCCCCUCAUCUUCGUAUGAGACUGGUCAGUAUCUCUACCUCUUUGACUUUUUGGCGCUGUUUUGUGAACUUCUUUUUUUUUUUUUUUUUUUUCCUUUUUAAAAUUUUUUCAUGUGCCUGUGAGUGAACACUAAAAGCCGCCUGAAUGUAUAACAUGAUGGAAACCGAGAUCAAGACCCCGCUCCCGCAGUCCGGCUCGGCGCAGGGCGCAAAGAACAACAGUGUCAGCGACCAGGAGCGGGUGAAGCGGCCGAUGAACGCCUUCAUGGUGUGGUCCCGGGGACAGCGGAGGAAGAUGGCUCAAGAGAACCCCAAAAUGCACAACUCUGAGAUCAGCAAGCGGCUCGGGGCUGACUGGAAACUUCUGACCGACGCUGAAAAGAGGCCAUUCAUCGACGAGGCCAAGCGUCUACGCGCUAUGCACAUGAAGGAGCAUCCGGAUUAUAAAUACCGUCCCCGCAGGAAGACCAAGACCUUGCUCAAGAAAGACAAGUAUUCUUUGCCCGGGGGACUGUUGGCGCCAGGAGCCAACGCCGUCAACAACUCGGUGUCGGUCGGGCAGCGGAUGGACGGUUAUGCGCACAUGAACGGGUGGACGAACAGCGCGUACUCCCUCAUGCAGGACCAGUUGGCCUACCCUCAGCAUCACAGCAUGAACAGCCCCCAGAUCCAGCAGAUGCACCGGUACGAGAUGGCGGGGCUCCAGUACCCCAUGAUGUCCUCGGCGCAGACCUACAUGAACGCGGCGUCCACGUACAGCAUGUCUCCGGCGUACACGCAGCAGACCAGCAGCGCCAUGGGACUGAGCUCCAUGGCGUCCGUGUGCAAGACCGAGCCGAGCUCACCUCCGCCGGCCAUCACGUCCCACUCCCAGCGGGCGUGUUUGGGGGACCUGAGGGAUAUGAUAAGCAUGUACCUGCCUCCCGGCGGGGACAGCGCGGAGCAUUCCUCCCUGCAGAGCAGUCGGUUACACAGCGUCCAUCCGCACUAUCAGACCGCAGGGACUGCCGUCAAUGGGACGCUACCUCUCACCCACAUCUGAGAGCCAGCAGCAAGAGGAAAAAAAAAGACUGCAAACUUUAAGAAGAGAAAGGAAGAAGAAAAAAACAAAACAAAACAAAAAAAAGUACUUCGGAUACUUGAACUUUGGUUGCUAAAGAAAGAAAACAGAAAAAAAACCCCACAAAAAACAAACAUCGUUCAACUGUUUUAUCUGCAUAUCUCCAUUUUAAAAUGAGUUUUUAAAUGGACCCCCGCUGAACGUUGAGCCCAACAGAGUAAAAAUUGCAUUGCAAAGAGGCUUUUUAUCACGAGUAUAAGCAAUCAAACCUUAUGUAGAAGAAUUGGACUUCUAUAUUUUAAUUAAUGCCAUAUUUUCUCUCUGUGAAAAGGCAUGUGGCCUCAUUAAGAGAGGCUGGUGUGUUUCAGAAAAGCUGGAUGGAAAAGUUGGUUCAUAAAUGUUUACACUUAAUUUGUAGAAUGUCAGUUGUCUCGACUGUGUCCAAAAUAUUUUGUAGUCUCUCUGUUUCUGUCUCUCUCUCUCCUGUUUUUAUUUUUCUCCUCCUCCUCCUCCCCCUCAUGACCUAGGUUUAAAAAUGAAAUGUUAAGACUGUGCGGGUCGCAAACGCAAGUUUUAUUUAUAGUAAGUUUUUUUUUUUCUUUUCUAGCUUGUGAACCCGAUGUGUUUUUUUUUUUUUUUUUUUUUUUUUUGUCACGUGAAAAAAUGUUCAGAUUUUGUUUUUGUAAAAAUGUUAUUUUCUGUGAUGGUUUUUUGUUUUUUUUGACAGUGUCAUGUUUACUCAUCCUCCUGAACGAAAAGGUUUAUUUAAACUGACGUUUCUACAUAUUUUAAGACCAUCCUCUAUUCUUAAAUGCUGAAUAAAUUUGUACGAAACAUGA
Acanthopagrus latus (yellowfin seabream) is the source of this 3102-nucleotide messenger RNA. RefSeq names its product SRY-box transcription factor 3 (gene sox3). Lineage: Eukaryota; Metazoa; Chordata; Actinopteri; Spariformes; Sparidae. Gene Ontology annotation, molecular function: RNA polymerase II cis-regulatory region sequence-specific DNA binding; DNA-binding transcription factor activity, RNA polymerase II-specific. The record is from RefSeq and is a predicted model, not a curated record. The transcript has a single exon. The coding region runs from base 1349 to 2245 and encodes 298 amino acids. Gene Ontology annotation, biological process: cell differentiation; anatomical structure morphogenesis; regulation of DNA-templated transcription.